AUGAAAGUCUUUCUCACCGGCGCAUCAGGCCGUCUUGGCUCUCACAUCAUUCCCCAUCUCCUCGCUAGAGGCCACACAGUCACUGGUCUCGUCCGAUCCGACGCGUCCGCCAGUGUCAUUAAAGCCUUAGGCACAUCAAGCGAAGUUAUCCCGCUCAUCGGCUCCUUGGACGAUACCGACCUCCUGACCUCUAAUGCAAAGUCCCACGAUGCUGUGAUACAUUGCGCAAUGGAUCACAAGAACCCUGCGACCGGACCAGUACAAGAGCGAGCUACACUUAAGCUGUUCGCCGAAGCUCUUGAAGGAUCCGGUAAACCACUUCUCAUGAGUUCAGGUACUGGCCUUCUCCCGAAAGGAUCUGACGAGACCGCUCGCUCGACCCCUGGGAAGAUGCUCAGAGCAGAGACUGAAGCUUUUGUAUUGGACCUCAAAGAGAAAAAUAUCCGAUCAAUUGUUGUUCGACUCGCUAUGAACACUCAUGACAUAUCCCAUAUUCAUAUCUUUGAGGGUAUGCUUAUCGGUGCUGCUUCUGAAGCCAAGCUUGGCUAUAUUCCUUAUGUUGGAGAUGCCGUCUGGUCAGCUUGUCAUGCUGAUGACGCAGGUCUCCUUUACGUUCUUGCAAUGGAGAAAGCCGAGCCUGGGACAGCGGUCCAUGCAGUCGAGGAGUUUGUCAAAGUGAAAGACAUCGCUGAGGCUCUUUCAAGGCGUACGGGCUUGAAGGCUGGAGAAGCAUCGAAAGACAAGGACAAAUUCGGAACUCUGGGAUGGCUGGGUAUGUUAUUGGGUUGGGAUAACGAGGUCAAGAACCAGUGGACGAAGAAGACUUUUGACUGGCAACCAAAGGGACAAAGUCUAUUAGAAGAAUUCGCGGCAGCGCCGGACAGCUACUUCAGGUAG
This is a messenger RNA of Kwoniella shivajii, 897 nucleotides long. RefSeq lists its product as uncharacterized. The transcript has a single exon. NCBI's taxonomy places the organism in Eukaryota, Fungi, Basidiomycota, Tremellomycetes, Tremellales, Cryptococcaceae. Bases 1 to 897 code for a protein of 298 amino acids. The record is from RefSeq and is a predicted model, not a curated record.